Molecule: messenger RNA, 1004 nt
Organism: Zootoca vivipara (common lizard)
Lineage: Eukaryota; Metazoa; Chordata; Lepidosauria; Squamata; Lacertidae
Product: kyphoscoliosis peptidase-like
Biological process (GO): neuromuscular junction development; muscle organ development
Cellular component (GO): cytoplasm
Source: RefSeq, a predicted model, not a curated record
AUGGGAGGAGUACAAGCAUCUAUGCUGCCUCAGGAAGAAGAUCUGUAUGAUUAUCCAUGGGAUAAAUCCAAUAAGAAAUCAAUACAAAUAGACUUGGCAAAGUUUAAGGAAUUGGAUGCCUAUGCACAGAAGGUGGAUAUCAGGAAUAGCGUGAAAAACCUGGUGAGUGUCUUGCUCAAAAAAGCACACGGGGACCUGGAGAAGGUCCGAGCCAUUUGGAUGUGGAUUUGCCAUCAUAUAGAAUAUGAUGUGGAAGGCUGCUAUAACCUGGACAAGGUAUCUUUUAAGCCAGCUGAUAUCCUUCAGUCAGGAAAGGCUAUUUGUGGUGGAUAUGCUCGACUCUUUCAAGAAAUGUGCAGUAUUGCAGGGAUACAGUGCGAGUAUUUGAGAGGCAGCUCCAACGUAAAGGGGAAGAGCAACCAUGCCUGGAAUGCUGUUCGCGUUGAUGGAAGGUGGCACCUCUUAGACUGCACCUGGGGAAGUGGCACUGUGGAUACUGCUUUUAGCAAGUUCACUUUCAGGUACGAUGAGUUUUACUUCCUUACCCACCCUGCUCUGUUUAUUAAGAAGCACUUCCCUGAGGACCCCAAGUGGCAGCUUCUGAAACAGAUGGUGACACUGGAGGAGUUUGAGCAUCAGUACGAUCCUGACUUACAUACAGCAGGACUGACCGGCGCAGUCAUAAGAAUAUCAACCACUGAAAAUGGGUACCUUGUGGUUUACUUCCUUACCCAUCCUGUUCUGAUUAUUAGCACUUCCCAGAUGAUCCCAAACGGCAGCUUCUGAAGCAGACAUCUGCACCUGCAGCAGCUUGAAUGUAAUCCGCCUACCGUGUAUUUUGAUAUCCUUCAAGGACAGUCACUUGUCUCUGGCAUCACUGCUAAACUGACCAUGGUUUUGAUGCAUUGAUUCAUAUACACAAACAAAAGUUUUUUUAAAAAAUGGAAAAAUAUAUGUAACAUGAUACUUGUUUCAAUGACCUCUGAAGUAUAUGCUAAAAAUCG